UUUAGGUGAUUUCUUUUUAUUUUAAGUCUUACAUCAUCGAUAUAAUAACUAACGAACAAUUGCAAAAUAUUCAUUAAAAAAAACAAAACAUAUUUAAUCUCGUCUCCUGGCCGACGGAUACAACGACGAUUUUCUGUGCGAUAUUUUGUUUACAUUUAGGGGUAGCCCUACCCCACCCCCUUUCCGCCAAAGGCUUGUGUUUGACAUCGGGAUAUAUAUAUACGCUUUUUUUCUUAUCUCUUCUCUUCCUGGACAUCAUCAGACUGUCGUCAGAUUUUGUGUUUAGUAAGUUCUUUAACAUUAUAAAAAGCGAUAAUUUAUUCAGCUCUGUUUCAAAGAGGUCUACAUUGGAUAGUUAAUCCGCAUUUUAUUCCCGGGACAAUGGAUUCACAUCGGAUGAUAUAUCCAUCUUUUAUAUUAAAUAAUAUCUUCGUUCCAGUGUAAUAUCAUUUUUCCAUGCUCAUCUUUAAAAAAAAUCCACAAAAAAACACAUUUAUAAUAUAUUUUAAUAUGGCAUUUUUUUUAAAUUAAAAAAAAAUUAUACACACUGUAGCAUCUAUUCUUUUAAAUACCUUGAGCAUGGCAUUUCUAAAUAGAUUUGUUUUUCUUGUUAUUUUUCUUUUCUUUAUAUAGCCAUAAAGUAUGUGGUUAAUCACACAAAAUAGAGGCGAUUAGCUCUCAUCAAAGAUUUGCUUUUGCAAAGAAGUGCACACAAUAUAUUUCACGCUAAAAAUUCCUCUUUUGGUGGUGUAUGAUUGCUAAGAAUUUAAAUGUAUUUAUAUAUAACAUAAGAUUUAUUUCCUACACAGUUUGAAAAAGAAAUUUUGUUGAAAUACUCUCUAGAUCGAAAUUGCCUCACUUAUUAUUAUUUGUUAUUUCAAAGGAAUAAUCGAUCGUUAAAGAACACGAACAAUUCUCGAAAGAUACGUACAUACGUUUUCACAACAAAUGAUCUGACCACUGUCUUAAAUCCAAAAGAGUUAAAAUGUAUUACUUAAUCAUGUGUGAGAUUAUUUAACUAAAAUGUAUCAGAAAGUUUGGAAAAUGACUUUUAAAGUUAAGAAAAUGUCUCAGGAAGUUUGGAAAAUGUCUCAUAAAGUUAGGCAAAUGUCUCAGAAAGUUAGGCAAAUGUUUCCUAAAGUUAGGAAAAUAUCUCAGAAAGUUAGGCAAGUGUAUCAGAGUUAGGAAAAUGUCUCAGAAAGUUAGGAAAAUGUCUCAGAAAAAUAGGCAAAUGUCUCAGAAAAAUAGGCAAAUGUCUCCAAAACCUAAUUUCCCCCCCCCCCUUUUUCCCAAACAAAAAAAAAAAAUAAUAAAAUAAAAAUUUAAAUUAACAAAAGGGCCAAUUUCUUUUNCAUGUCCAGGUUUUUCUUACUUUUUGGGGUCACGGCCUUAUUUGUGCUCAUGACCACUGGGACUGACGGCCAGUACGUGUACAAUGUGAACACCAUGCCGUCAGCUUUAAACACAAACCCGACCAUGUGCACGAAGGUGGUCACUGCGCCAGUUCAGAACUGCCCGAAUACUGUGUGUUACAUGAAGGCGACCGUCGGACUCUGUUGCAUGGGGGUCUACAGGAAUGGUGAGACCGAUUUAAGAUAAGAUAAGAUUCUUUUAUCGAUCCAAACAAAUGGAAAUGUUUCUUGAUUUCACUGUACAUAUACAUUUUCAGCACAUAAAUAAAUACAUAUUUUAAUACAGUCGACAUUUCCCGCAUAAAACAAUUUCAACACAAGAAAUCUACAUUAAAUCAUUUCUCUAAUGCAAAAAAAAAAGAAAAAAAAAAAAAACCCAGCCAUUCAGUGAAAUCCCUUAAUCAUAAUAAGGACUUAAUCGGUGAUUAUUUAGACUUUGUGACCUGUGGGGGGAGCUCGCUGGUAAAUUCGUACAUAUUGGGGAACAAAAGAAUUUUUAUAUCUUUCAGUCCCCGCAUUAAGAGAAAGAAUUCGUCCAAAACGGACCGAUCCUAAGUAUCUGUCAUGAAGUGGGUGGUAUGUAAUCAUCCAAAAUUUGUUUAGUUUUGCAAUACUAUUUUUCUUCAAAAGUGUUCUUCAAGUCAAGGUUGUUAAGUAUGUGUCCCGUUGCUAUCUUUCUUGAUUAGUCUGUUUAGACGGUGUUGAUAUCACAUGAAUUUCUACACCAGCAGGUAACGUCUGAAAUUAAGAAGGCCUCCAUUCGCACUGUAGAAUAAGUUAAUAUAAGAUGAGUAAAACAGAGUAGGGUUAAACCUGACAAAAUAAACGUUUUUUUUUUUUUUUGUAUUUUUUUUUCAGGUUUAACCCUACUCUGUUUUACUCAUCUUAUAUUUUGUUAAACAUGAUUGCAGUCUCUCCCCUUAAUUACCCAAUGAGUAAAACAGAGUAGGGUUAAACCUGACAAAAUAAACGUUUUUUUUUUUUUUUGUAUUUAUUUUUCAGGUUUAACCCUACUCUGUUUUACUCAUCUUAUAUUGUGCUAAACAUGAUUGCAGUCUCUCCCCUUAAUUACCCAGAAUAAGUAAAUAACUAGUUUGUUUACGCCGAAAUUGUACAUUUUUUUUUUAAAGAUAGACAAGUAUUUGGUUGAAUUUUUUAUACAGCAUUUGGGCGUGCUCAUGCCAUGUCAGCUUAUCAUUAAUGAUGACAUUUAAUUUAAGGACUUAUAUGCCUCUACUUUCUCUACACUUCAAUUUUUUUUUUUUAUUUUGAGAUCUGCACUCCGGAAACCCACAACCAUUUCCUUUGGUUUUGCGCCUUUCAAGUAGAGACAAUUUUCAUCGCACCAUUUGAUAAAGCCUGUAAAUAAAUUGCAGUACAAGUCUUCUCCUUCAGAUAUUAAGCCAACGAUGGUGGUAACAUCAGCAAACUUUAUGAUUGGGACGGUGUAGCUUGGAAUAUCUUUGGUUUAUAUUGUAAUACAGGACAGGGGAGAGGACGCAACCUUGUGGCACCCUGGUGCUUAUUUCUCUGGCCCGAUAUAAUUUAGCUCAGGAAGGCCCUGUAUAUUUGGCUCAGGAAGGUCAAGUAUAUCUGGCUGCGGAAGGCAUGACGUAUUUGGCCCAGGACAUCUACAUAUUUCUGACUCAAGAAAGCCAUGUGUAUCUGGGUCAAGAAGGCCAUGUGUAAUAAUACUAAGGGAGGCUAUGCACCUUUGGCUGUUAUAUAUAUUUUUACAAAUAUAGCCCCAAACACUACAGACACAAAGACAAAAAAGUAAAAAAAUGCUAACAUGCUUACACGCCAAUGACGUCAAUCACUUUUAAUCUUUAAGUUGAACAAACUACUCUCUAAGCUGAGAAAUCUCUUCAUUCAACUCCACUUUAAUACUGACUCAAGAAACUUUAAUCUCCACACUCACGUUAACUCUCAUGCAAUUUCACAAGGUCAAAUUUCUAAAUGAAAUUUUCAGGGGAAUGACAGAUAUAUUGGGUAAAACCGUCCAGUAACUGAACUAUGUUUGUCUCUCCCACAGCCAACGGGGCACUCUACCAGCAAUGUAUCUGUCUCACGACCGUGCAGUGCACAGCAGCCGUGGCGAGUACAGCGUCAACAACCUCUACUACAAGUACCACCACCAGCACAACGACAACCACCACCCCGACGACAACGACCACCACACCGACCACAACAACAACCACCCCAACAAGAGCCACCACGCCAACCACAACGACGACCACCCCAACCACUACCAGCACAACGACAACCACCCCAACAACAACCACCCCAAAAACAACCACCCCGACAACAACCACCCCAACGACAACCACCGCGCCGACGACGACUUCCGCUGCGCCUUUCUCGGAUACGCCUUUGUUUUGUGGUGCCACAGUGAGCACCCCCUUUUGUGGCACCACUGACCCCUGCUUCAAUUCAACAACUAGGAGCAGUUGUUGUUUAGCUGUACAGAGAGUUGGUAGGUUUAACACUUGUGGUAUAGCUGUACAGAGAGUUGGUAGAUCUAACAGUUGUGGUAUAGCUGUACAGUUGUUGUUUAGCUGUACAGAGAGUUGGUAGAUCUAACAGUUGUGGUAUAGCUGUACAGAGAGUUGGUAGAUCUAACAGUUGUGGUAUAGCUGUACAGAGAAUUGGUAGAUCUAACAGUUGUGGUAUAGCUGUACAGAGAGUUGGUAGAUCUAACAGUUGUGGUAUAGCUGUACAGAGAGUUGGUAGAUCUAACAGUUGUGGUAUAGCUGUACAGAGAAUUGGUAGAUCUAACAGUUGUGGUAUAGCUGUACAGAGAGUUGGUAGAUCUAACAGUUGUGGUAUAGCUGUACAGAGAGUUGGUAGAUCUAACAGUUGUGGUAUAGCUGUACAGAGAAUUGGUAGAUCUAACAGUUGUGGUAUAGCUGUACAGAGAGUUGGUAGAUCUAACAGUUGUGGUAUAGCUGUACAGAGAGUUGGUAGAUCUAACAGUUGUGGUAUAGCUGUACAGAGAAUUGGUAGAUCUAACAGUUGUGGUAUAGCUGUACAGAGAAUUGGUAGAUCUAACAGUUGUGGUAUAGCUGUACAGAGAGUUGGUAGAUCUAACAGUUGUGGUAUAGCUGUACAGAGAAUUGGUAGAUCUAACAGUUGUGGUAUAGCUGUACAGAGAAUUGGUAGAUCUAACAGUUGUGGUAUAGCUGUACAGAGAAUUGGUAGAUCUAACAGUUGUGGUAUAGCUGUACAGACAGCUGGUUGUGUAACGGUUGUUGUUAAGCUGUACAGAGAGCUGGUAGGUCUCAAUUUUGUUACGAACAAAAUCCUCGGUCUACUACGUUAACAGUGUCUCAUUUACAUAUCAGCUCAUUUCACAUCGAUGGGUCUUCGUCCUAAAGACCGGGCACUUAAAAUCACGUGCAGUAAAAACUGUUAGUGCAUUAAUUUCCUUUGAAAAGUCUGUAAUACAUUUUAUUUUUACAAAUGAGGCGAGGUGGAAUACGACUCAUUUCGAACGAUCCAAUUUUCUAUCAUACAUUUGAUGCGAUUUUUGUAUGAAGUCUUGUCACAACUUUCAUGUUACUAUUUAAUCAAAUUCUUACUUCUGUCUUUAAAAAAGAAACAACACACAAAAUAGUGCGUUCAUACAAAUAUUUGACGAAAAUUUUAUCGUGUGAACUGCAUGUAGACGAGCAUGAAUCUACAUGGUUUGGAUUGUAAAAAAAAAACAACACAAAAUGAAAGUAAUCUUAAUGGACUGAAUGAAAUGUGGGGGACUAUCAUAGCUAAUUUUUUUUUUUUGUGUGUGUGCUUUAUUUCAGCAACCAACGCUAUAAUGACCUUCUGCAGGUGUGACAGCACUGUCCAGUGUCCAGCUGUCCCUACGCUACCAUGAAGCAUCGCGUGGUGUUUGAAGGAGACACAGUUGAAAGCCUCUGUAGACAAUGGCCUUGUUAUUUAUCUUCCAACGUCUACAAGCCGUACUGAGUUGGUUUCUUUGUUUCUCAUCAAUUUCAAUAUUGUUUUUUUAAAACCUACGCUCGCCUGUUCUGCACAUUGGUGAUUUCAAAAAUUGUCUUCUGGGCAAUAGAUUUUUUUCUUUAUUAAAAAAAUAAGGUCAAAAAGACCUUGUGAAUGUAAAA
Molecule: messenger RNA, 5533 nt
Organism: Lymnaea stagnalis (great pond snail)
Lineage: Eukaryota; Metazoa; Mollusca; Gastropoda; Lymnaeidae
Source: the annotation of a GenBank genome assembly